Paramecium pentaurelia is the source of this 1503-nucleotide messenger RNA. NCBI's taxonomy places the organism in Eukaryota, Ciliophora, Oligohymenophorea, Peniculida, Parameciidae. The record is from the annotation of a GenBank genome assembly.
AUGUUAUAAUUACCUAUUAAUAAUAGAACACCAGGAUAAAAUUUUAGUUUUAAUUAGUUUGCCUCUGCACCUAAUUCUCCUGAUAGAAAUACACCAAACACUAUUAAAGAUUAUAUAAAGUAUAGAUAACGAAAUUUAAUUGAUUUUGUAAAAAGUCGAUUAUAGAGUCGGCAAAAUAGUCCAAAAAACCUUUUUAAAGUAGAUCUAAUCUAGUUUGCCAAAAAGAAAUAUGAUAGUAUGCCCAGUCCUAUUAUGGGAGAGAAUAAAUUUUUAUCAACUUAAAGAUCAAUAGGUGAUUCUAUCUAGAUUGUUAAUGGUUAGGGGAUGACAGAAGAUACAUUAUUUGAUGAAAUAAUAGAUUUAGAAAAUGCCAUAAAUUCAAAUGGAUUUGAAAAGAAAGUUAUGGGAUCAUAGAAACAAAUAAAUCAUUCAAUAAUGAAGAAAGAAGUAACUGAAGAUGGUUAAGUGAAAAUUAAUUAAUAUACAAUAUUAUAGGAACUUGGUAAGGGAUCAUUUGGGAAGGUGAAAUUGGCUAAGGAUAAUAAUAGAAAAUAUGUAUGAAAUUAGGAGUUAUGAUGUUAGGCAGUGAAAAUAUGUGAUAGAAAGAAAUUAAAAUUAAGGUUACUUUCAAGUAAAAUGGAUGCCUAUUCAUUAUUGGAUAAGGAGAUAGCCAUAAUGAAGAAGGUAGAUCAUGAAAACAUUGUUUAACUCUAUGAAGUAAUAGAAAAUCCAAAUAACGAUAAAUUAUAUUUGGUUUUGGAAUAUAUGGAUGGACCUUAACUAUUAUAAAUUAAAAAUAAGAACAUUGAUACUAUAUGGAGAUUAUUUAGAGAUUUCAUGUUAGGAUUAGAAUAUUGUAUAUAAUACCUAUACUAAAUUAUAAGUACAUAAUUUUGCCAAUAUUGCCCAUAUGGACAUUAAACCUGAAAAUCUUUUACUUAACUAAGAACUUAGAUUGAAAAUAGCUGAUUUCGGUGUUUCUUAGAUUAUGGAUGAUGAUUUGGUCAAAUCAAAAAUUGGGACAUCAGCUUAUCAACCUCCAGAAGUAUUUACUGAAGAUUAAGUAAGAGGUAAACCAAUUGAUGUAUGGGCUGCUGGAUUAACUUUAUAUUAAUUAGUUUAUAAUGAACAUCCAUUUAUUUCAUUAAAGUAGGAUCAAUUAAAGAAUAAUAUACUUACAUAAAAUAUUAAAUGGAGAGAGACUUCAGACUUAACAGAUUUAUUAAAGAGAAUGUUAGAUAAGAAUCCUAAUAAUAGAAUUACAACAUAACAAGUGUUAGUAUUUUUAUUGAUUUAUUUAAGGAACAUCCAUGGGUGACUAAAAAUGGUAGAUUUCCUUUGAAAAAUGAAUAUUAGGGUAAUUUUUGUGUUACUGAGAAUGAUAUACAUAAUGCUAUAACAAGAUUGUCUUUCAAUAUGGCUAUUAGAACUUUAAAUAAAUUGAAAUAGAAGUUAAACCAAUCUCGUUAAAGAUUAAAAUAAAGAAAGGCUUAAGAAUCAUGA